Galeopterus variegatus (Sunda flying lemur) is the source of this 5550-nucleotide messenger RNA. It is a transcript of the gene PLA2R1, whose product is annotated as phospholipase A2 receptor 1, 180kDa. Bases 1 to 4560 code for a protein of 1519 amino acids. The transcript has 31 exons. Gene Ontology annotation, cellular component: plasma membrane; signaling receptor complex. Gene Ontology annotation, molecular function: signaling receptor activity. NCBI's taxonomy places the organism in Eukaryota, Metazoa, Chordata, Mammalia, Dermoptera, Cynocephalidae. The record is from RefSeq and is a predicted model, not a curated record.
AUGGGGCUACAGGAGAAGGGCCUGGUUCAGGUCAGGCAGGAAAAAAGACUUUUGCCAGUUGAUGGGGAAGAAAGGAUGUCAGAGGGCUUAGCCAUUGAGGGGGACAGAGAGUCUCCACGUGCGUUCUCACCUCUUCUAGCCGACAUCAUACAUCAGUGGGGAGGCCUUUGUGACAUCAGUUUACGUGAAGGAGCUGGAACUGAUUCUCCAUCCCCAGAGCCCCCAGCAGGACCCAGUGAGGAAGAACAGUGGCUGCAGGUGGAGGCUGAGCAGCUGCAGAAGCAGCUGGAGAGCCUGGCAGACAAAGGAAUAUUCGUUAUGCAAAGUGAGAGCCUCAAGAAAUGCAUUCAGGCGGGUGGAUCUAUACUGACCCUGGAGAACUGCGAACAGCCAAACAAGAACAUGUUGUGGAAAUGGGUUUCAAACCACCACCUCUUUAACGUAGGAGGCAGUGGUUGCCUGGGCCUAAACUUAUCAAAUCCAGAGCAGCCAUUAAGCAUCUAUGAAUGUGAUUCCACCCAUGUUUCCUUGAGGUGGCGCUGUAACAGGAAGGUGAUCACUGGCCCUCUGCAGUAUAUGCUCCAGGGGGAGCACGACAACACAGUGGUGGCUUCAAGGAAGCAUCUCCAUAGUUGGAUUUCCUCAGGUGGUGAAGAUGUUUGUGAAUAUCUUCACAGAGAUUUGUAUACAAUCAAAGGGAAUGCCCACGGGAUGCCAUGUGUGUUUCCCUUCCAAUAUGACCAUCAGUGGCAUCACAAAUGUACCCGGGAAGGUCGGGAAGAUGACUUACUGUGGUGUGCCACGACAAGCCGCUAUGAAAGAGAUCAGAAGUGGGGAUUUUGCCCAGAUCCCAACAUAGGUUGUGACGCUGUCUGGGAGAAGAACCUCAGUUCACACAUUUGCUACCAAUUCAACCUGCUUUCAUCUCUCUCUUGGAGUGAGGCACAUUCUUCAUGCCAGAUGCAAGGAGGCGCUUUACUAAGUAUUGCGGAUGAAACUGAAGAAAAUUUCAUAAGGAAGCACAUGAGCAAUGAAGCCCUAGAAGUGUGGAUAGGUCUGAAUCAGCUGGAUGGAAACGCUGGCUGGCAGUGGUCUGAUGGGACACCACUCGGCUAUCUGAACUGGAAACCAGAGAUAAGUUUUGACCCAUUUGUUGAAUAUCACUGUGGAACAUUUAACUCAUUUAUGCCAAGUUCCUGGAGGAGUCGAGAUUGUGAGUCCGCCUUGCCUUACAUAUGUAAAAAGCAUCUAAACCACACUGAUCAUAAAAUAGUUGAAAUAGAUGCUUGGAGAUACCAUGCUACCCACUGUGAGUCUGGCUGGAAUCCCUAUAAUCGUAAUUGCUACAAACUUCAGAAAGAAGAAAAGACCUGGAAUGAGGCUUUGCAUUCUUGCCAGUCUGAUAAUAGUGCAUUAAUAGACAUAGCUUCAUUAGCAGAAGUGGAGUUUCUUGUGACCCUCCUUGGAGAUGAAAAUGCAUCAGAAACAUGGAUUGGUUUGAGCAGCAAUAAAAUUCCAGUUUCCUUUGAAUGGUCUAAUGGCUCCUCUGUCAUCUUUACUAAUUGGCACAGACUUGAACCCCACAUUUUUCCAAAUAGAAGCCAGCUAUGUGUCUCAGCAGAACAAUCUGAGGGACACUGGAGAGUUAAAAAUUGUGAAGAAACACUUUUCUACAUUUGUGAAAAACCAGGCCAUGUCCUUUCUGACAGUGGAUCAGGAUGUCAAGAGGGAUGGGAGAGACAUGGUGGAUUCUGUUACAAAAUUGACACAGUCCUUCGAAGCUUUGACCACGCUUCCAGUGGCUACUACUGUCCUCCUGCACUUGUAACCAUUACAAACAGGUUUGAACAGGCUUUUAUUACCAGUUUGAUCAGUAGUGUGGUAGAAACGAAGGACAGUUAUUUUUGGAUAGCUCUUCAAGACCAAAAUGCUACAGGAGAAUAUACUUGGAAGACAGCAGGGCAGAAAUCAGAGCCAGUGCAGUACACACACUGGAACGCACAUCAGCCUCGCUACAGUGGUGGCUGUGUUGCCAUGAGAGGAAAGAGCCCACUUGGUCGCUGGGAAGUGAAGGACUGUAGACACUUUAAGGCAAUGUCUUUGUGCAAGCAGCCAGUCGAAAAUCGGGAGAAAACUGAGCAUGAAGAGAGAUGGCCCUUUCACCCCUGCUAUUUGGACUGGGAGUCAGAGCCUGGUCUGGCCAGUUGCUUCAAGGUAUUUCACAGUGAAAAAGUCCUGAUGAAAAGAUCAUGGAGAGAAGCUGAAGAGUUUUGUGAAGAAUUUGGAGCUCAUCUUGCAAGCUUUGCCCAUAUUGAGGAAGAGAAUUUUGUGAAUAAGCUUUUACAUUCAAAAUUUAAUUGGACAGAAGAAAGGCAGUUCUGGAUUGGAUUUAAUAAAAGAAACCCACUGAAUGCUGGAUCUUGGGAGUGGUCUGAUGGAACUCCUGUUGUCUCUUCAUUUUUAGACAAUACUUAUUUUGGAGAAGAUACAAGAAACUGUGCGACAUAUAAGACAAACAAAACAUUGCUGCCAUUGCACUGUGGUUUCAAACGCGAAUGGAUAUGCAAAAUUCCAAGAGAUGUGAGACCCAAGAUUCCAUCCUGGUACCAGUAUGAUGUGCCCUGGCUCUUCUAUCAGGAUGCAGAGUACCUUUUUCAUACCUACGCUUCUGAAUGGUCCUCCUUUGAGUUUGUCUGUGGCUGGCUGCACAGUGAUCUUCUCACAAUUCAUUCUGCACAUGAGCAAGAAUUCAUCCACAGCAGAAUAAAAGCGCUAUCAAAGUAUGGUGCAAAUUGGUGGAUUGGACUUCAGGAAGGAGCCAAUGAUGAAUUUCUCUGGAAUGAUGGAGCUCCAGUAAUAUACCAGAACUGGGACAAAGGAAAAGAAAGAUUUGUGAAUAAUCAGAGCCAGAGAUGUGGCUUCAUUUCGUCCGUUACAGGACUCUGGGGUAUUGAAGAGUGUUCAGUUUCUAUGCCUAGUAUUUGUAAGCGAAAACAGAUUUGGGUCAUAGAGAAAGAUACACCAAAAAAACAUGGAAGAUGUCCCAAAGGAUGGCUGUAUUUUAAUUAUAAGUGCCUUUUGGUGAAUAUCCCCAAAAACCCAAGCAAUGGGAAGAACUGGACACAUGCUCGAGAUUUCUGUGUUGAAGAAGGAGGGACGCUGGUCGCCAUUGAAAGUGAAGUGGAGCAAGCUUUCAUUACUAUGAAUCUUUUUGGCCAGACCACUAAUGUGUGGAUAGGAUUACAAAAUGGCAAUUAUGAAAAAUGGCUAAACGGAAAGCCUGUGGCAUAUUCUAACUGGUCUCCAUUUGAUGUAAUAAAUAUUCCAAGUCAUAACACCACUGAAGUUCAAAAACACGUUUCUCUUUGUGCAUUGCUGUCAAGUAAUCCUAAUUUUCAUUUCACUGGAAAAUGGUAUUUUGAAGACUGUGGAAAAGAAGGCUAUGGGUUUGUUUGUGAAAAAAUUCAGGAUACUUCUGGACACGAUGUAAAUACAUCUGAUAUGUAUCCAAUCCCCAAUAUCUUAGAAUAUGGAAACAGAACUUACAAAAUAAUUAAUGCCAACAUGAAUUGGUAUACAGCAAUAAAAAUCUGCCUGAAGCAUGGAGCAGAACUGGUCAGCAUUACAGACCAGUAUCAGCAGUCCUUCCUCACUGUUAUCCUCAGCCGGCUUGGACACGCUCACUGGAUUGGACUGUUCACCACAGAUAAUGGUCUUAAUUUUGACUGGUCAGAUGGCACCAAAUCCUCUUUCACUUUUUGGAAAGAUGAGGAGUCAUCCUUCCUCGGUGACUGUGUUUUUGCCGACACCAGUGGACGCUGGCAUAGCACCGACUGUGAGUCAUUUCUGCAAGGCGCCAUUUGUCAUGUGCCCACUGAAACAAAACCAUUUGAACACUCAGAGCUGUGCUCAGAGACAUCCAUUCCCUGGAUAAAAUUUAAAAAUAAUUGCUACAGUUUUUCUACAGUCCUAGACAGUACAAGUUUUGAGGCUGCUCAUGAAUUUUGCAAAAAGGAAGGAUCUAAUCUUUUAACAAUCAAGGAUGAGGCUGAAAAUUCAUUUCUCCUAGAAGAGCUUUCUGCCUUUGGUUCUUCUGUCCAGAUGGUUUGGUUGAAUGCUCAAUUUGAUAGCAACAGUGAAACCAUAAGGUGGUUUGAUGGAACUCCUGCAGACCAGUCAAACUGGGGCAUUCGGGAGCCAGACAUGGGCCACCUCAAGCCCCACCAGUGUGUUGCCCUGAGGAUCCCUGAAGGAGUGUGGCAGCUGUCCCCAUGUCAAGAAAAAAAGGGAUUUGUAUGUAAAAUGGAGACAGAUAUUCACACUGUAAAGGAGCAUCCAGUGAAAGGACCAAGUCACAGCAUCGUUCCUCUUGCAGUGGCACUGACACUGAUAGUAAUUCUGGCCACUUUCACACUUUCCUUCUAUGUGUACAAGCAGAACAGUAGCUUCUUCAGGAGACUGGCAAGGUUGGGGAAUCCUUACUAUUCUACGACCAACUUUAGUGCAGUACAUUUAGAAGAAAAUAUUCUUAUUUCUGAUCUUGAGAAGAAUGACCAAUAAGGAUGAAGUCAGAGAACACCGCAGCCAUGAGGACGAGUAAAGACUAUAACGGAGGCUCUUUCCUUCUCUUUACAGACCAGAUGCCAUUACAGUUUGAAUUGUGUCACUAUUUUAAUUAUUCUUACAGUGAUUACUGGUUUUGAUCUAUAACCAAAUCAGUUGGAUUUUGAUUUAUUCAUUUCCCCAAACUGUGAUCCAUUCUUAAAAUGGGGGAACUUAUGUGAUGGUUAUUAUUCAGAAAGACAAGAACUGUAAACGAACCUCCCUAUUGAAAACUCUCAAACCAACAUUAAUAAUAAUUUAUGCAUGAAUAUGUUUUUACUAAAAUUGGGGGGGAAUUUCAGAACUUAUCUGGUACCUAUUCAUACUCAUUCACAUUCAUUCUAUUAAAAGAGAGAAAAGAGGAAGCAAAACAAAAUUUUAAAUCCUAUAGGUGUAUAGGGGAGGAAAAGGAAAAGGCUUCUGAAAAGGUUUCUUGCUUGUGUGUUUCUAAUUCAAUCAUUUCUAAUGGUAGGGUUUGGAAAAUACUAAUUUCUAAGUUUAAAACUCACAGAUUCUGGGCUCUAAAUUAAUAUUUAGGGUGACAUUCAUUUUUAUUAGGUCUGACUUCUCAAGCUAAAGGAGAAGAAAAAUUACCUUUCUUUAAACAGUAAAGAUAUUGGUUAGUAGCAUACUUUCAUAAGUAAGCACAUAAUUAAAAGGUAGCCUAAAACUUUCAAUUACUAAAUGAUGACUAAGUUUGAUAUUUUAAAAUAUUUUAUAGAUAAGCUUAAAAGAAUAUAUUGAGAUUUUAAUAUUGUUAAAACUCAUGGGCUUUAUUAAAAACCAAAGACAUAAAAUAAUAUACAACACUCUAAAUAACCAGAAGAUAUGAAAUAUAACUUGAAUUUAAUGGGUGAAAAAUUGAAAAUCUGAAUUAUAGUCUCAUUUGAACCAGACUAGAAGAUAUGUUGAGAAGUACUAAAUAAAUUACUCUUUAAUAGUAAUCUA